Camellia sinensis is the source of this 2398-nucleotide messenger RNA. The record is from RefSeq and is a predicted model, not a curated record. Lineage: Eukaryota; Viridiplantae; Streptophyta; Magnoliopsida; Ericales; Theaceae.
UUUCUGGUGCGAUCUCUCUCUCUCUCUCUCUCUCUCUCCCCCGAAUGAUUCCAUUCUCUGUUCUGUUUCUGAUGACAUUUCAAUUAUAUCUAGCUUGCUUCCAUGAAGAAUCCUUCAUACAUACGGGACCAUGAGUGAUGAUUUUGAUAGAAAUAGAAAUGGCGGCGAAGGGGAACGGAGAAAUGAAGUUUGGGAGCGGAGGGGGGUCGACGACGAAAGGACGGAAUGGACUGGGGAAGAUACAGACGCAGAGGAGACAGAACGGGAUAUGCCAUGACGACAGUGGGCCAACGGUGAAGGCUCAGACGAUCGACGAGCUUCACUCUCUUCAGAAGAAGAGGUCCGCCCCUACCACUCCCAUCAAAGGGAUUCAAGCUGCCUUUGGCCCCGUAGCGUCUCCGAAGAAGAGCUCACAAACUUGCAGCAUGAUCAGUGCGUCUUUGGCAUCUCUAACAAGAGAAACUGGACCCAAGGUGGUGAAAGGAGACCCAGCUCGACAGUCCGAGACCCCAAAGUUCGCGCACGCGUCGCACCCUCAUUUCACUCCUACUAUUAGCGUUAGUGACAGCUCCUUGAAGUUUACACACGUCCUCUACAAUCUUUCACAAGCAGAGCUAUAUGAGCAAGCAAUAAAGUAUGAGAAAGGAUCGUUCAUCACGUCAAACGGAGCAUUGGCUACUCUCUCUGGAGCUAAGACUGGGAGGUCCCCCAAGGACAAACGCGUCGUCAGAGACGAAACUACUGAGGAUGAUCUUUGGUGGGGAAAGGGUUCACCAAACAUCGAAAUGGACGAGCACACCUUCCUGGUGAACAGAGAAAGAGCUGUUGAUUACUUGAACUCUUUGGAAAAGGUAUUCGUGAAUGAUCAAUUCCUGAACUGGGAUCCAGAGAACCAAAUCAAAGUCCGCAUUGUCUCUGCUAGAGCUUACCAUUCCUUGUUUAUGCAUAACAUGUGUAUCCGACCUACACCUGAAGAGCUGGAGAAUUUUGGUACUCCGGACUUCACAAUAUACAAUGCUGGACAGUUUCCGUGUAAUCGUUACACUCACUACAUGACAUCCUCCACUAGCAUAGAUUUAAACCUUGCUAGGAGGGAAAUGGUCAUCCUCGGCACUCAGUACGCCGGGGAGAUGAAGAAAGGCCUUUUCAGUGUAAUGCAUUAUCUCAUGCCUAAUCGUCAAAUCCUGUCCCUUCAUUCUGGCUGCAAUAUGGGCAAAGACGGAGAUGUCGCCCUCUUCUUUGGACUCUCAGGUACUGGGAAGACUACUCUGUCUACUGAUCAUAAUAGAUAUCUAAUUGGAGAUGAUGAACACUGUUGGGGUCAGAAUGGUGUGUCGAACAUAGAAGGUGGUUGCUAUGCCAAGUGCAUCGAUCUCUCUAAAGAGAAGGAACCCGAUAUCUGGAAUGCAAUCAAGUUUGGGACUGUCCUGGAAAAUGUGGUGUUCGAUGAACAUACCCGAGAAGUGGACUAUUCAGAAAAAUCUGUAACAGAGAACACUCGUGCGGCCUACCCCAUCGAAUACAUUCCCAAUGCGAAGAUACCAUGUGUCGGUCCACACCCAAAGAAUGUCAUUCUUUUGGCAUGUGAUGCAUUUGGUGUGCUUCCACCUGUGAGCAAGCUGAGUUUGGCACAGACCAUGUAUCAUUUUAUCAGUGGUUACACUGCUCUGGUUGCUGGCACGGAAGAUGGCAUAAAGGAGCCGCAGGCAACAUUCUCAGCCUGCUUUGGUGCAGCAUUUAUCAUGUUGCAUCCAACCAAGUAUGCAGCCAUGCUGGCCGCAAAGAUGCAGAAACAUGGUGCAACUGGAUGGCUUGUCAACACUGGCUGGUCUGGUGGAAGCUAUGGUUCUGGGAGUCGUAUCAAGUUAGCAUAUACCCGGAAAAUCAUUGAUGCCAUACAUUCUGGCAGCCUUCUGAAGGCAAAUUAUAGGAAGACAGAGGUGUUUGGAUUAGAGAUCCCAACCGGGGUUGAGGGCGUGCCUUCAGAGAUCCUGGAUCCAGUGAACACUUGGUCGAACAAGAAGGCCUACAAGGAAACACUGCUGAAACUGGGUGGGCUUUUCAAGAACAAUUUCGAGGUGUUUGUGAACCACAAGAUUGGCAAGGAUGAUGGGCUGACAGAGGAAAUCCUUGCUGCCGGACCUGUGUUCUGAUCUGAAAUGGAAUCAAAAUUAGACAAAAUAUGAGUAAGAACUGGAAAAUGGGUUGAAAUAAGUGACGAUUAUGUGUGGCUGUAAUCGUUUGUUUGUAUUGUUCUGUUGAAAUUUAGUUCGAAAUCCAUGAAUGUAUCUUGGUUUUUUCUUCCGUAGUCUAUCUCAAGAUAUGAGACUCAUGUUGGUUUGGUAGAUGUAAUGUAUUUUUCUAUUAUUAUUAAUGAAUACCUCGUUGCUAGAUGUAA